AAAAUAAAAAUAAAAUUAUAAAAUACUAAAGAAUCCCUAGACUUUCGAUCAGAACCGCCGCGCCGCUCAUCGAGAUUUCUCCUCUUAAGUCUUCAGAGCCGCCACUCUUCUUUUUCUCCUCGAAGCUUCUUCUUCUUCAUCAUUACGGUAAAAGAAAAGAUGCCUCGGAAGAGAAACCAGAGCGACGACGAAGAGGACGAUACCUUCUUCUACCGCUACUCCUCCGCCGCCGCCGAGGCGACGCCGUCCACCGGCGCAUCCAAAUCCUCGCGCGGCGGCGGAAGCGGAGGGCUGGCGCCGUCGAAAUCGACGGUGUACGUCAGCAACAUCGACUACAACCUGACCAACUCCGACCUCCACACGAUCUUCUCCACCUUCGGCAAGCUCGCCAAGGUCACGGUGCUCAAGGACCGCGCCACGCGCCAGAGCAAGGGCGUGGCGUUCGUUCUCUUCGUCCGCCGUGAGGACGCCGCCAGGGCGGCCAAGGAGAUGGACGGGAAGAUCCUCAACGGCCGAACCCUACGCGCCUCGAUCGCCGCCGACAACGGGCGCGCGACGGAGUUCAUUAAGAAGAAGGUGUACAAGGACAAGAGCAGGUGCUACGAGUGCGGCGAGGAGGGGCAUUUGUCGUACGAGUGCCCGCGGAAUUUUUUGGGGCCGAGGGAGCGGCCGCCGCCGCCGAAGAAGGGGCGGCGAGGCGGUAGCGGUGGAGGGGAGAGUAGGGGGAGGGAUUUUGAAGGGGGGGAGGAGGAGGAACGGGAAGAUGAAGGUGAGCUGGAGAUGGAGAAUUGGGCGUCGGUGGUGGAUGGAGGAGGGGCGGCGGAGGAGAGGCUGCUGAAGGUGGAGGAUGGGAAGGGAGGAGUGAGAAAGGAGAGGAGAGAGAAGAAGAAGGGUUAUUUUAGCGAUGAGAGUGAUGAUGAGGAUUGAGAUUUCGGAAGGAUAAUGGAUUUUAUCUGCCAAUUUUUGUAAAAUCUGUUUUUAGUUUCAUCCAUACACACUUUAUUCAUCAUGUUUGUUUUCAAAUUUUCGAAUUCACAAACUUAUUCAACUUCA
Salvia miltiorrhiza (redroot sage) is the source of this 1053-nucleotide messenger RNA. Its product is annotated as U11/U12 small nuclear ribonucleoprotein 31 kDa protein-like. Gene Ontology annotation, cellular component: U12-type spliceosomal complex. The record is from RefSeq and is a predicted model, not a curated record. Gene Ontology annotation, molecular function: zinc ion binding; RNA binding. Bases 160 to 927 code for a protein of 255 amino acids. The transcript is spliced from 2 exons. Gene Ontology annotation, biological process: mRNA splicing, via spliceosome. NCBI's taxonomy places the organism in Eukaryota, Viridiplantae, Streptophyta, Magnoliopsida, Lamiales, Lamiaceae.